This is a messenger RNA of Tripterygium wilfordii, 3125 nucleotides long. RefSeq names its product stachyose synthase. Lineage: Eukaryota; Viridiplantae; Streptophyta; Magnoliopsida; Celastrales; Celastraceae. The record is from RefSeq and is a predicted model, not a curated record. Bases 343 to 2937 code for a protein of 864 amino acids. The transcript has 4 exons.
UCCGCAACAGAAAAUCUUCAGUUCUAUCUCCUCUAGUGAAAUCUCUCAUUGAAUCCUCUCUCUAUAUAUGUUAUGUGUAUCAGAGACUUCUGUAGUUUCCAUUUCAGUUUAUGAUCUCACUUUGAUUACUAGUUCCCAGUUUUAGAGUCUUUGAUUGAUAAAAAUCUUCACUGAUUGUGAUAUCCCAAAUCGACUUCUUCUCCUUCCACCUCAAUAUAAGUCCAAUAAGUAUUCUGUUUUUUCACAUUAUAAACCAAGUUUUCCUCAAACCCUUUUUGCUCUUUUGCUUUCUGUUCUUGUUUCUGCUCUUCACCUCUCUGUUUUUCUCUGUUUUCCUCUGAGAUGGCUCCCCCUAAUGACCCAGCAAACCCAAUCUUUAAGGUCAUCAAAUCAAGUAUGUUCGACAAGUUAUUUGACUUGUCAGAAGGAAAGUUGUCUGUCAAAGGCUUCCCAGUCCUCUCUGAUGUUCCAAACAAUGUCACUUUCACUCCCUUUCUGUCACUCCGCAAAGCAUCUGAUGCUCCACUUUCACUGCAACAGAAAGUCCAAUCAAACUCUCAAAAGGGUGGGUUUCUUGGAUUCACCAAAAAAGAACCCUCUGACAGGUUGGUGAAUUCAUUGGGUAAAUUCAUUGGGAGGGACUUUUUGAGUAUUUUCAGAUUCAAAACAUGGUGGUCUACUAUGUGGGUUGGGAAUUCUGGGUCUGAAAUACAAAUGGAAACUCAAUGGGUUCUCUUAGAUGUCCCUGAAAUCAAGUCUUAUGUGGUAAUAAUACCAAUCAUUGAAGAGGGUUUUAGGUCUGCUCUUCAUCCUGGCAUUGAUGGGCAUGUCAUGAUUUGUGGUGAAAGUGGUUCUACAGAAGUGAAAGCAUCAGCUUUUGAUGCAAUUGCUUAUGUUCAUGUAUCUGACAACCCAUACAACGUGAUGAAAGAAGCCUAUAGUGCAAUUAGAGUCCAUCUCAAUACAUUCAAAGUUAUUGAAGAAAAAACAGCCCCUGCUCUCGUUGACAAGUUUGGCUGGUGCACUUGGGAUGCAUUUUAUUUGACUGUAGACCCAGUUGGUAUCUGGCAUGGUGUGAAGGACUUUGCAGAUGGAGGUAUCUCUCCAAGGUUUUUAAUCAUUGAUGAUGGAUGGCAAAGUAUCAAUCUUGAUGGAGAAAACCCAAAUGAGGAUGCCAAAAAUCUCGUUCUUGGGGGGACUCAAAUGACUGCAAGGCUUCACAGGUUCGACGAAUGCGAAAAGUUCAGGAAGUACAAGGCAGGCACCAUGUUGGGUCCUAAUGCUCCUUCUUUUGACCCAAAGAAGCCAAAGAUGCUGAUCAAUAAAGCUAUUGAAGUCGAACACGCUGAGAAGGAUCGCGACAAGGCAGCUCAAUCCGGAGUCACCGAUCUUUCCAGUUUCGAAUCCAAGAUUCAGAAGUUUAAAGCAGAAAUAGAUGAGAUGUUUGGAGUAGAAGAAGAAAGCAACACCACAACCAGCAAAGGCUGUGCGAAUUGUUCUUGCAAAGCUGAGAAUUCUGGGUUGAAAGCAUUUACUAAAGAUUUAAGAACAAAAUUUGAAGGCCUUGAUGAUAUUUAUGUGUGGCAUGCACUUUGUGGAGCCUGGGGUGGUGUGAGACCAGGAGCUACUCAUCUUGAUUCAAAGGUGAUUCCAGUCAAAGUGUCUCCUGGACUUGAUGGAACAAUGACUGAUCUUGCUGUUGUGAAGAUUGUUGAAGGAGGAAUUGGACUUGUUCAUCCGGAUCAAGCUGAAGAUUUCUAUGAUUCCAUGCACUCUUACUUGGCCAAAUCCGGCAUUACAGGAGUGAAAGUUGAUGUCAUUCAUACUCUUGAAUACAUUUGUGAUGAAUAUGGAGGCCGAGUUGAGCUUGGCAAGGCCUAUUACAAGGGACUUACAGAUUCCUUGGCAAAGAAUUUCAAUGGAACAGGACUCAUCUCCAGUAUGCAACAGUGCAAUGACUUCUUCUUCCUUGGUACAAGACAGAUUUCAAUGGGAAGAGUUGGUGAUGAUUUCUGGUUCCAGGAUCCAAAUGGGGAUCCAAUGGGGGUGUACUGGUUACAAGGAGUUCAUAUGAUUCACUGUGCUUAUAACAGUAUGUGGAUGGGUCAGAUAAUCCAACCUGACUGGGACAUGUUUCAGUCUGACCACUGUUGUGCUAAGUUCCAUGCUGGUUCGAGAGCCAUUUGUGGUGGUCCAGUCUAUGUUAGUGACUCUGUUGGUGGUCAUGACUUUGAUCUAAUCAAGAAACUUGUUUUCCCUGAUGGAACCAUCCCCAAGUGCCAGCACUUUGCUCUUCCCACCAGAGACUGCCUCUUCAAGAACCCACUCUUUGACAGCAAAACAAUCCUCAAGAUUUGGAAUUUCAAUAAGUUUGGAGGAGUGAUUGGUGCAUUCAACUGUCAAGGAGCUGGUUGGAACCCAAAAGAGCAGAGGAUCAAGGGAUUCUCUGAAUGUUACAAGCCAAUGUCAGGGUCAGUUCAUGUGUUUGACAUUGAAUGGGACCAAAAACCUGAACUAGCUGAGUUGGGUAAGGCAGAGGAGUAUAUAGUUUAUCUAGAUCAAGCUGGGGAAAUUCACUUCAUGACCCCAAAAUCUGAUGCAAUUCAAGUCACUAUCCAGCCAUCUACAUUUGAGAUCUUCAGUUUUGUGCCGCUGAAAAAGGUCGCCCGCAACGCCAAAUUCGCUCCGAUUGGACUGACCAACAUGUUCAACAGCGGAGGAACAAUUCAGGAACUGGAGUACAAUCAAUCUGGUGGUGUCAAGAUUAAGGUUAAAGGUGGAGGCAAUUUCUUGGCCUACUCAAGUGUGGCUCCUAAGAAGUGUAGCUUGAAUGGUGUUGAUGUGGGCUUCCAGUGGCUCACUGGUGGCAAAUUGGGCUUGAAUGUGCCUUGGAUUGAAGAGGCCCUUGGAGUCUCUGAUUUGGUUUUUCAGUUUUAAGUAACUAAUUAUUAACUAAUGGAAAUAAAGACCAUGGGUUUGACAGUUAAAAAUAUUGUAAUGUAAUGGAUGUGUAUAAUAAUACACAUCUCUUCUAUUAUUAAGUCAAGUAAGCUGCAGAUAAAUUGCAGCUGCUUUAUUAUGUGUAUUUUUGGUUCAAUUUAAAUAACAAAUUUUCAAUUGUAUAA